This is a messenger RNA of Ooceraea biroi (clonal raider ant), 2447 nucleotides long. RefSeq names its product repressor of RNA polymerase III transcription Maf1 (gene Maf1). Gene Ontology annotation, biological process: negative regulation of transcription by RNA polymerase III. Gene Ontology annotation, molecular function: RNA polymerase III core binding. Gene Ontology annotation, cellular component: nucleus. NCBI's taxonomy places the organism in Eukaryota, Metazoa, Arthropoda, Insecta, Hymenoptera, Formicidae. The record is from RefSeq and is a predicted model, not a curated record.
GACGCUUGUAUACGACACCGUACAGCCGACCGCGUGGUGUGUGUGAGACCAGUGCAUACAUACACACGUACGUGUGCGCGUGAAUGCGGGUUGAGUCGAGUCGCAGUUAGUUGGUAAACUGGUCAGGCCCGUGCGCGAGUAAGAUCGAGGUGCGACGUUCGACGUGAAGACGAGUUCGACGAGAAUCGAAGAGGCACGAGCCGCCGAUCAGACAGCGAUUGAAUUGAUAUACGUGAUUUAACAGUGAUCGGCGAACAACAAUGUCCGUGAUUAUGGAUUGUUUUCGUCAGUAGCGGGUGCUACGUGUGAGAAGCUUUUCCUCGCCGUCUUCCGUGUGUACGAAGCCCGUACCUUCCCACCGAGAGUCAACGUCUCUCCCCCUCUCUCUAUCUCUCUCUCGCUCUCUGUUCGUCCGUCGGUCUCUCUGUCCUUCGACCUUUGUCGAUCAUCGCGAAACCCGCCGUCGUCCUUCGAAUAAAACGUGUGUGCGUUUUUCGCGCGGCCUUCGCCGGAGAGACGAUCAUUUUUGAGCCGAGUCGCGCAGGGCAAGAGCGGCGGCCCGCUUUUGUUUCUCGAGGUAGGGUCUCUUUAUCGCGACGCCUGUGUGUGUGUUUUCCUCUCUCUCUCUCUCUCGUCCCCUCCCCCCCGCUGUGUGCUCUCGUCCGUCUCUCUCGCUCUAUCGCGUCAGUGCAAACGAAAACAAGCCCGCGAAUCUCCCCUGGUGGUGAGAGCCUAAUCUCGCGCUCGACGAGUCGUCAGAACUCGAUCACCUUCCCUCAAAUCCUUCACUAGCCGUCUGUAAUGUGCAAGUACAGUAAGGAAACCGGGAAAACCACUACGUCGACGAUUAAUCUCGUGCACUCGAAAAGGAAAGGAAUUUUCAUACACAUAAAAGAGAUGCCCAACGACCUGAUAAGUCUUCGAAGUCGAAGAAGCUUUCUGACGUUUCGCUUGUACUGAACGACCCGAGCGUAAACUUUCAAGGAAACAGAUUCGGGGAUUCGCUUUGAACAGCGAGCAACGAUAAAGGGCUCCAGAGGCCGUGGAAUGUCAACAUUGUAAGGCGAAGAAGGCAGGCCAAGAGGGAGUCAACGCAAACGGUUUCAGCAACAGCUCCAAGCCUCAGAAUUUCUUUUGCACACUUGGAGAGAGAGACCCGUUAUUGUUAUCACGAUGAAGCUGUUGGAGAGCACGCGUUUGGAAGCCAUAAACACUGCCUUGUCCAUCAAGACAGGAGAUAGCAAGAUCAUUGGCAGGAUCGAGAGUUACUCUUGCAAAAUGACGGGUAUCGAGAAACAGCACUAUAAACGGUUCAACGCGGAAGAGGGAGUCACGCCACACGAUUUACAAGCUCUGUCACCGCCGCAGACAUCCCUGGGAACGUCUCCGGCUCAGGGAUACUUGAGCCGCAGCAUCUCCGGCGACGAGGACGGUCCGUUGUGUGACACGAUCAGCAGGAAGACAUUGUUUUAUUUGAUCGCAACGUUGAACUCUGCCUUUUCGGAUUAUGAUUUCUCGAACGCCAAGAGCCACGAGUUUAGCAAAGAACCGAGUUCGACUUGGAUGAGGAACGCCGUGGACGGUAAUCUCAGCGCUACCGCGGGCGAUCACUAUCGCACGCUGCGUUCGAGCCUGUGGGCGGCAAUCAACGAUGAAAUAACGUUGGACGAAUGUGAUAUUUACAGUUACAAUCCGGAUUUCGCGUCAGACCCAUUCGGAGAGGACGGAUGCUUGUGGUCGUUCAAUUAUUUCAUGUACAAUAAGAAGCUGAAACGCAUCGUAUUUUUCACAUGCAGGGCGAUCAAUCCGCUGUACGUGCCCGAUUCCGGAGUUGGUAGCGAUUACGCUAUGGAUGAGGACGACGAGGACGCGUAUUAAGUCUCGUGAUUUAAUGUCCGCUCGAUAAGCAAAUGAACUUAUCGAAGAUACAUGUACGCAAUCUCUACGAGUCACGUCUCAAUUUUCUUUAGUCGUACGUGGCGAGCUUGUGGGCGCGCUUGUUUGUUCUCAACUAUUACGUAACUCGGUAACACUUCGUGUAUUACUCUGAUUUUCAAGUUAACAAGGUAAUCAAACUGUUCUCUCUCUCUCUCUUGGAUAUUCACUUUAGAAUUUCUGUGUUUUGUCAGUCACUCGCAGUAUGUAAAGGUUUUUUGUAGAUGAUGGAAGACUUGCUUUCGUAGUUCGUUAAGUCCCGUCGAUUUUUGAAUGUCUCUUAACGAAAUCUCUCUUGCGAGAUAGAAAUAAUUUCAUCCUUUAAGAAGUAGAUGUACGUGUACUAUCUCUAUAUGAAUCGUAUGAAUUUAUUAUAUUAGAACGAACACUCGGUGUAUAAGGAUUCUAUUCGUCUUGAUACGAUUACGUUAACACUCGACUUAAUGUUUAACAUAUAUUUUGAAGGCAAAUUGUACGUAAUAAAUAAAAUUCACUACGGUUAUAUGCAACUA